Molecule: messenger RNA, 897 nt
Organism: Phytophthora sojae
Lineage: Eukaryota; Oomycota; Peronosporomycetes; Peronosporales; Peronosporaceae
Exons: 1
Source: RefSeq, a predicted model, not a curated record
AUGGCGACGGAACAGAUUACGAAUUGGCUACCGGAUAGCCGCAGUCGCCUUUGGGCAGCAUGGACGUCAGUGCAGGUCGAAUUCCAGGGGCGGUACUCUGUUGAGAGGAUACAACGGCUCAACGAUUACAUGAAAACUCUGGAUUACCGAAGAAUAGGCGCAGUGUGUCUUUUGACACCGCUGCCUUGUCUUCUCUCCGCUGUUUUGAUCGAGUCUGCGCCACUUGCACCGCCCGAAGAUGGGGUUUACGCCAACUGGUUGUUCUACAUUCGCAUUUGGGUCGUGACGUGUUGGAUGGUUGGGUCGCUCACUCUACAAAUGGGUCAAAUGGCCCCGCGCCACAAGAUGAAGAUAAAGCACGCGGUUGUGAUGGGUAUGCUGUCCGGAAUCGCGACCUCUUUAACGCAUUUUGGGAUCGGAAUCGUGUUCGUCUUCCCAGUGCCAUUUGGGAUGCUGAUCGCCUCGCCGCCUUGUGUCGCGGUGUUGGUCGCAUGUUACGCGUACUUCUGGGGAGCCCAAUGGAGAUCCGAUCCGCUGUUGCGCACGGAGGUCAGGCAGCAAAUGUCUGUGUUGUGUUGUCAACUUUCGCUCACCUUUAUCUAUCCUAGCUGGAUCUACGGGUUUAUUUCAGUCUCAGGCUUCUACCAAGCGUUGUUUGUUCUGGCAUUGCCCAUUAUCAAGUUGUUGGCGAAGAAUUGGAUCAGUCGAGCGCUGGGCGAUCGCAAUGAUGCGAAACCGGAAGAAGUGAUCUUUAAUGUGGAGAUUUUCAACUCGCUAUAUGCUGCCAAUGCGCUUCAAAACGCUUCAACAUGGGGAGUGAGCGUAAUUAUCAUGCUGAUAGACUUGAUGAAUUUCUGGGUAUCCAUGCUGGACAUUGUGAAAAUUCUCAACGAAGUC